AUGGCAUUCCGCCGCCCCCAAGUGCUCCUUCUCUCACUCCUGAGCGGGGCUCUCGCUGGCUCAAUCAGCUUGGACAUCUUAGCCCCAGUCGACACUGGCCUCUCCAAUAUCCACCUCACUGUGACUACGCCCCAUCCAAACCCUCUCACGAUAACCUACAGCCCGUGCACCGACUCUGACUCCGUUUCUGCACACCACACCGUCGCAAGUAGCGUGCAUGCGCUCAAGUCCUCGAGACUUGUAUGGCGUCUGCCCGAGGACUCGCCUGAGGGCGGGUGCCUGAUUGCAUGGGAUGAGGCAAGCGGUGAUGAGGUAUGCCGGAGCGAGGUCGUGGAUCUGAGCCUACGGAGGAAGAGGAGAAGGAGAGACUUGGAGAGUAUCAAGAUGAAUAACGCAAGCGGGAUUGAUGCGAGCGGACCGUGGUUUGAUGGAGUGGCCUACCUAGAGGGGAAAAACGUUAGCCAGGUUGAUGUGGAGCUUGCCAAGGGAAAACGGAUCGGUAUUAUAGGUGGUGGGAUGGCCGGGUUGAUGAGCUCUCUCAUCCUCGAAUCCCAUGGCUUCCAUAAUUUCGAGAUCAUCGAGUCCUCCCAUCGUGUUGGCGGUCGUAUCCGUACGAUCUAUCUCGAAGGCGAACCUUCCGAUUACCAGUACCAAGAGAUGGGACCCAUGCGCUUUCCCGAAUCAAUCAAAUACCCCUCCACCAACGAAACCCUCCAAAUCAAGGACCACCAGAUUGUCUUCCAGCUCGUUGAAACCAUCAACAAGCUCAACGGUGCCACCCCCGGGGACGACCUUUCCGUCGACUUCAUCCCAUGGAUCCAGAGCUCGCUGAACGCGCCUUCAUACAACGGCGGCGUUAGGAAUGCGGACGGAAGUGUCCCUACUGUGGGCGAGAUUGCUGCCAUGAACACCACGACUGUCCUCCCUCCUGGGCUCGAACAGGUCGAUGACUCAAUCCGAGAAAUCUUUCUCUCGCCGGAAAGGCUCGCCCUAUUGUCAAACAAUAUGUACCGCGCGCACAAACAAUUCAUCAACGAGGGAUGGGAUAGUUGGUCCGAGUACGGAUUCAUCAGAAAUCUUUUGGGUGCCGAGCUGAAUAUUACUGAUUUGGCGCUUGACACACUUGACGGCGCGGGACAAGCUUCGUUUUGGGGGGCGUUAUUCGAGAGCUUCUAUUUUUCGGCAACGACCUGGAGGACUAUUGAUAAAGGACUUGAAAGGCUCCCACUCGCAUUCCGCCCUUUCCUCGGGGACAGAGUCAAGUUUCACCAGCGUAUCGAGAAGGCCGAGUAUCUGGCCGAAAGUAACAAGAUAAAGUUCUCGUGGCGGGAUAAUCUGACGGAGAAGGUGUUCCAGGAGGAGGAGUUCGAUUAUGCGUUCGUUGCGGUGCCGUUUACGCAGGUCCGCCGUUGGAGGCUUCCUAAGUUCUCGAGUGUAUUGUCGAGGGCCAUCGAUAAAUUGGAGUACAACAGUGCAUGCAAAGUAUCUCUCCAAUUCAGCACCCGCUUCUGGGAGCACCUAGAACAGCCCAUUCUUGGCGGCUGUACCUCCACCGACAUCCAUGGAAUUGGCACCAUCUGCUACCCCUCCUACCAGCUCAACCGUACCGGUCCCGGUGUGAUGCUCGCCAGUUAUACCUCCUCCGACUUUGCCUUCCGAGCCGGCGCCAUGUCCGAGGAGGACCAUGUGCAGUACGUUCUCAACGCUAUCGCCGAGAUCCAUGGGCCGAUCGUCGAGGAGCAGUAUACCGGGAAGUUUGAUCGCCAGUGUUGGUUACUGGAUGAGAAUGCUGCCGCUAGUUGGGCAGCGCCCGGCGUUGGACAACAUGAGUUGUACAUUCCGAGUUAUUUUGAGACCGAGAACAAUGUCAUAUUCAUUGGAGAACACACUGCCUAUACACAUGCCUGGAUUUCCUCUGCUUUAGAAUCUGCGGUAAGAGGAACUGUGCAAUUGAUGCUCGAGAUGGGAUUGGUUGAUGAAGCCAAGAACAUCACCUCCACUUGGAUGAGUAGAUGGAUGGUUGUUUAA
This is a messenger RNA of Morchella sextelata, 2028 nucleotides long. RefSeq lists its product as uncharacterized. Gene Ontology annotation, molecular function: polyamine oxidase activity; L-amino-acid oxidase activity. Lineage: Eukaryota; Fungi; Ascomycota; Pezizomycetes; Pezizales; Morchellaceae. The record is from RefSeq and is a predicted model, not a curated record. The coding region runs from base 1 to 2028 and encodes 675 amino acids. The transcript has 15 exons. Gene Ontology annotation, biological process: amino acid catabolic process.